This is a messenger RNA of Chelmon rostratus (copperband butterflyfish), 3323 nucleotides long. It is a transcript of the gene bmpr1ba, whose product is annotated as bone morphogenetic protein receptor, type IBa. The record is from RefSeq and is a predicted model, not a curated record. Gene Ontology annotation, cellular component: signaling receptor complex; plasma membrane. Gene Ontology annotation, molecular function: SMAD binding; transforming growth factor beta receptor activity, type I; ATP binding. Bases 46 to 1671 code for a protein of 541 amino acids. The transcript has 11 exons. Gene Ontology annotation, biological process: cellular response to growth factor stimulus; dorsal/ventral pattern formation; BMP signaling pathway. Lineage: Eukaryota; Metazoa; Chordata; Actinopteri; Chaetodontiformes; Chaetodontidae.
GUACUGAAGAGGGGAGCAGAGAAUAGCGGAGCGGCAGACUCCACCAUGCCAGUGCAGGGAGGAAGGCUGAAGCGCUGCCUGUGCCUCUGGAGCCGGAGUCCUCUGCUGUUGCUCGGACUGCUCUCUCUCCACGCUCAAGCCAACGGCAAUAUAUUGGACAGCAUGCUGCUGAGAGCGUCCAAUAAGGAGGCAGCGGAGAGUGGGAGGGAGACCAGUGGCAGCACGGCUCCUGUGGCGUCCCCCCAAAGACUGCGGUCGUGUCACUGUUAUAACCACUGCCCUGAAGAUUCAACCAAUAACACGUGCAGGACGGAUGGCUACUGUUUUACCAUGGUGGAGGAGGAGGGAGGGGUACGGGUCCAGACUGCAGGUUGCCUGGGCCUGGUCGGAUCAGAGUUUCAGUGUCGGGACACCGGGAACUCGCGUCUGAGGAGGUCGCUAGAGUGCUGCAUGGACGAAGAUUACUGUAACAAAAACCUGCAUCCCACACUGCCACCGCUCAAACCGCCUCUCUACGUUGAUGGAAAGAUCCACCACAUGGCCUUGCUGAUCUCAGUCACUGUGUGCAGCAUUAUACUGGCUGCCAUUAUUGUCUUCUGCUACUUCAGGUAUAAGCGUCAGGAGUCUCGUCCCCGGUACAGUAUUGGUCUGGAACAGGAUGAGACCUACAUUCCCCCCGGAGAGUCUCUGAAGGACCUGAUAGAGCAGUCACAAAGCUCUGGCUCUGGCUCAGGGCUCCCUCUAUUGGUCCAGAGAACGAUAGCCAAGCAGAUCCAGAUGGUGAAGCAGAUAGGCAAGGGGCGGUAUGGAGAGGUGCUGAUGGGCAGAUGGAGGGGAGAAAAGGUGGCUGUUAAAGUUUUCUUCACCACUGAGGAGGCCAGUUGGUUCAGAGAGACUGAGAUUUACCAGACCGUCUUAAUGAGACAUGAGAACAUACUGGGCUUUAUAGCUGCAGAUAUUAAAGGAACUGGCUCCUGGACGCAGCUCUACCUAAUCACCGACUACCAUGAAAAUGGCUCUUUGUACGACUACCUCAAAUCAACCACUCUCGACAACAAAGCCAUGCUGCGACUGGCCUACUCGUCUGUGUCGGGCCUCUGUCACCUCCACACCGAGAUCUUUGGCACCCAGGGCAAACCUGCCAUUGCCCACAGGGAUCUGAAGAGUAAGAACAUCCUGGUGAAAAGGAACGGGACCUGCUGUAUAGCUGACCUAGGACUGGCAGUCAAGUUUAUCAGCGACACCAACGAGGUAGACAUCCCUCCCAACACUAGAGUCGGCACAAAGCGCUACAUGCCUCCGGAGGUUCUGGACGAGACUCUGAACAGAAGUCACUUUCAGUCGUACAUCAUGGCCGACAUGUACAGCUUUGGGCUCAUUCUCUGGGAGAUCGCUCGGCGCUGCGUCUCAGGAGGGAUCCUUGAGGAGUACCAGUUGCCGUACCAUGAUUUAGUUCCUACAGACCCCUCAUAUGAAGACAUGAGAGAGGUGGUCUGCAUCAAGAGACUACGACCAUCUUUUCCUAAUCGAUGGACCAGUGACGAGUGUUUGAGACAGAUGGGGAAGCUGAUGACAGAAUGCUGGGCCCAAAACCCGGCCUCCCGCCUCACAGCCCUACGGGUCAAAAAGACACUUGCCAAGAUGUCAGAAUCACAGGAUAUCAAGCUGUGAGCGAGCGCUGCCAGGUGUGUGUUCACACACACACACACACACACACACAGAGAGGGCAUUAACGAGCACGCCGGCUCCGGUCCAGGCCGCACAGUCCUUUUUUUCCUGGGAGAAGGAGACGGGACAGGAAGCACGAUCAUCACUCGGAGAUCGACAAACGUUGAGUCCAGACGCCCAGAACUCUGCAAUUCAAGUCCCCCUUGAAAAAUGUAUUACAGGACUACACGAAAACUUUAAUGAAUCAUAAACAGUGAGGCCCUGCGCGGCCCUGUUGCGUCAGUCGGAGAGGACGAGACAUUUUCACUUCAGACUAGUGCGAGGACUCUAAAACCAUGUUCCCGUUCCUGUUCAGAGAGUUUGACUUGGCACCGUAGCUGCAGAGAUACACAAACAAGCUACUGACCAGUGAGUGGAAUACUAUAUCACUGCUUUCUGUGAAAGCUACCCUACCUGUAGAUGAAGGUCCGACUGAUAGAACGGUGCUUUAAGGCAAUCUGUUAUUGCAGCAUGACACCUCCUUUCAAACACUGUCACCCCCCCUCCCCCCACUACUGCCUUUAUGUUGCAAUUAGAUUGAACACAUUUUAAAUUGACUGCUUUUGGUUGCAAUGACUGCCACUAUGUGACAGAACAGAAAGUGUGUUUUGAGGCUUUAAAGGUUUUUGCUCACGCUGGUAACGUUUGUAGACACUGAAGAAAAGGUAUACCUGUAUUUUUGAUGAUGGGAUGUGAAAGAUGCAAAAGCGUAUUUUCCAUGUAAAACUCGAACUCUAUAAGACUCUAUGUGAAAAAAUAAAGUUUAUAUGUCUAAAUAAACUCUGGAUCGAGGUUCGACGUGCCCUCCAGUAAACAAAGCCUGCCUGAGGAGAUGGGGGCACUGGGAUUGAACGGUGCCAUCCGAAGGUGCUCCACAGCCACUGCAGGAAGGGAAGUCUGCCGAGGCAAUCAGAAACCGUUGUACACUAACUGUAGUGGUGACUGUUAUAAAUGUGUGGAAUUGUGCCUGUGUUAGUUUAGGGCUACCACAUGUCAUGGACUGCUAUUGUUCAGUUACUAUGGGUGUUUUAGGCUGCUGGACCAGAGGCCUUCACCUAGAAAACACCACCCGGAUUACCCUGUGGACACCACAAGGUCGCGUUUCCCUGACCACCGGGCUGCCUCGUACAUCUGAAGUCAAGAUCACGUUGAGUUGUCACCCUGAAAUUAAACAGAGCUUUUUGAAGACUUCCUCCUUUAAUUCAAAUUCUAACACGGUAGCAAUCGAGCAUUAGGAAGCUUAAACGGCCUCAGUGUGAAAUGCUUCUCAAGGUAAAUCUGGACACCUUUCAUCAUAACCGUGAGCAGGCUGUCUCAGCGGUCUGCCAUCACAGCGGCGGCAGGUGAGAUUUCCCUCCAAUGGCACAAAUCCAGUCAAUUUUAUCUUAUUAUUUUUUGUCUAUGUGUAAAGUCCUUGAUAAACUUUCCUUCAGGUCAAUGAGGUUUUUAUUUUUCUGCCAACAGAAUAACAGGAUGCUCUGUUGAAGGUGUGGCAGAUCUGUUGUGUUUUAAAUGCCCUUUCUUUCCUCUUGGGUGUUGUGCCUUAUUUAAUCUGUACCUACUGUAGUUGUAUGUGAGAGGAAGUGGUGUUUUUAUUCAGUAAAAAAGGUUGAACA